AUGUGGCGCGCAACUUACAAGGCGGCGAAGGUUCCGCUGGUGGAGCAGCUGGCCUCUGCAGCUGAACAGAAGGCGCAGCAAUUGCAGUUCAAGCUGCAGGUGGCGGAGCAGAAAGCUGCGGAGGCAAAGGGACAUGAUAUGCACAUCUCCAAAAGGAAGUGGAACAAGAUCCUGACGAGCUACCCAUUGGUUGGUCAGCUUCUGCCGCGGCCUGACGCAGGGGUAUGCCACUUUGUGAAACCCGUGGUGAUCCUCGUGUGCCGCAUGGGCUCGGGAAGUCGCCAAGGUUUCCAGCGCAGUCCGGUGCAGCCCAAGGCCUUCAGAGUUUCCAAGCGUUGCCAAGUGCCAAGAGGCUACUGCUACUGCUGCUGCCUUUGCCUAGGCCCUGACCAACUGGCCAUGACUCGUCUCAAGCACUUCGCUUGCAUCCGUGUCCGGCAGGCAAAGCCACUCAAGGUCGCGGUGAGCCAGGCCCAGCCCAAAGUGCAACUUGUUCCAGUGGCGGAAGGAGGGCUGGAUGCUCGCUUCAGCGUCUACGUCCCAGAUGCCAAUCGCAUGCAGAUGACACUUCCGUACCCCGAGGACACGGAAGAAUUCCCUGUUGUAUUGUUCCUGUCAGACAUGGGCUGCAGCGACCUGGAGGUCCUCAAGCAAGGCAACGCGUUGGAGCAUUGCGCUUCGUGCGGCUUGAUACUUGUGGCAGCUGAUACGUCACCAAGAGGCCCUGGUGUUGCAGACGAGGCCGAGCGGAAGGACGUGGGCAUAGCAGCCAGCUACUACGUCAAUGCCACUCAGUCACCGUGGAACCGGCACUACCGGAUGCGGGAUUACCUGGAAAAUGAGCUCUUGAAGGUUGUGCACGCCAACUUCCCCACCUGCGGGCCUGAAUGGGUCUCAGCCAUGGGCCAUGGGAUGGGUGGCAUGGGUGCGCUUGCUUUGGCAAUUCGAAAUCCGGAGCGCUUCAGGUCUGUCUCGGCUCUGGCGCCCAUUUGUCAUCCUUCAGAGGUCAGAGGAGUUUCGCCAGAUGUGCAAGGAGCACUCUCCUCCUACCUUGGCAAGGACGAGGCAGCUGCAAAGCAAGCGGCAACGCUCAGGACCGCCGGCUUCACGCAGGCGAGCCAAAGCGUGGAUGCCUCUGCCAGUCCGCAAAGUGAGCCGCAAGGCUCCUCCGAACAGCGGGGGCAAACACAAGAGCUGCCCAUGAACACACUACAGCAAGUGCUGGGUGCAGCCUUAGACUCAGCCAAGCUGCAAGCGUCAGCAACAGCGGUCAUAAGCCAGGCCUCGAGUGACCUAAUCGCCCUGAGCGGCCCCAGCCCUGGCGGCAGCGCCACGCCCGCGGAGGCGGAUGCAGGGCCUGCAGAAGAGGCAGAUGCCACUCCGAAAGCUGCUCAGCUAAAGCGCAGCGCUUGUCAGGACUUGGAGGGGCUGCCGGCCAAGGCCUCGAGUGACCUAAUCGCCCUGAGCGGCCCCAGCCCUGGCGGCAGCGCCACGCCCGCGGAGGCGGAUGCAGGGCCUGCAGAAGAGGAAGAUGCCACUCCGAAAGCUGCUCAGCUAAAGCGCAGCGCUUGUCAGGACUGGGAGGGGCUGCCGGCCAAGGCCUCGAGUGACCUAAUCGCCCUGAGCGGCCCCAGCCCUGGCGGCAGCGCCACGCCCGCGGAGGCGGAUGCAGGGCCUGCAGAAGAGGCAGAACGUCAGCGAGCGCCAUGCCAGCAUCCAGCAUCCAGUCCAAAGCAGCCACAGCAGAGCCAAACAGACCCAAGCUACUCCGAGCACUCCAACACUGGUACGAAACUUUGCAGAUCCGACAAUCUGGCAGGCAGAUGCCACUCCGAAAGCUGCUCAGCUAAAGCGCAGCGCUUGUCAGGACUUGGAGGGGCUGCCGGCCAAGGCCUCGAGUGACCUAAUCGCCCUGAGCGGCCCCAGCCCUGGCGGCAGCGCC
Molecule: messenger RNA, 1942 nt
Organism: Effrenium voratum
Lineage: Eukaryota; Dinophyceae; Suessiales; Symbiodiniaceae
Source: the annotation of a GenBank genome assembly